GGCGUGGCUGUAUUGAGUUUCAUAUUUCCGGAUGUUCCGUGAAGCAAUCAUCUGCAUUACUGUGAAGGAAGCUAAUGCUACAUCCGUGAACGCAUCAGCUUUGUCAACAUGCACUUAAAGGUCGUUUUUGCUUAUUUUACCAUUAGUUUUCGUUGCUUAACUUCCUCAAAAACGCUUUAGCCAAUUAAAAUGGAACAUCUUAUCGAGCCGAGUUAGCCGGAUUGGUGUUUUUAUUCAUUUUCCCCUUGUGUCGUAGCCAACAAUCAGUUACAAGAGCGAACUAGAAGGAACUAGCCGCUGUUAGCCCCCGUAAACAUGGCGAUCGUUCCCGGCUCCUGUGCCCGGGUGAACGGCUCCAGAAACGGGCCCUCUAUGUCUGUUACACCAUCGGGUUCUUCUGGACAGUCUCAGCCCAUGAUAGCUGUGUGGGAAUGGCAGGACGACUUAGGCUUCUGGCGGCCAUACAGCGGCCAGGUGAGUGCCUACAUCGAACGGUGCCUGUCUCCGAGGGGGCCCAGAGGGGGAGCAGCAGGACCGGGCUGCACAAGCAUCUGCCUCGGACAAUCAGACCCCAGCCUGUCGCCUUAUCUUAUCGACGUACCGAGCCUCAAACAGUUCCGCCAGGAUACAGGAAAGACACGAUCAGUACGACGGUCUCUGUUUGCCCAGUCCUCAGGCCUUGGCAGUGGUGUUUACUGGGAGUGGGCCAACGAUGAAGGUGGUUGGACUACAUACGAGACAAGAACCUCUAUUCUUUUGGAGCACAGUUACCAGGCCCGACAAGGCACUGCAGACCUGGGCCCUCACGGUUAUAAUUACAUAGUGGACCUCACAUCUCUGUCUCAAGUUAACAAAGCCACAGGGUUCAGGCGUCAGGUGAGGCGCCAGUGUAACCUCCCAUAUCCGCUGGCAUCCAACGGGCCCCCGGCUAUCCCUUCAGGGCCUGCCUGCUCAUGCCAGCAGUGUUUGAGCCACAGCAGCACGGGACCCAUUUCCAGCCGCUCACGACAUUCAUUUUCUUCAGGAAGUCUGAACAGGCCCAGCCUCCAAAGCACAGGGAGAGCUGUGGCGGCGCACCCCACCUCUGUGUACUCGCCUUACCCCAGAAGGCCCCUCUCUGUUGGGGGGGUGUCCUGGGGCAACUCCUGGCCUCCACCACUACCAGGAAGUCAAAUGACUGCUCCGAUGCUGAGCAGCUCUGCCAGUGCCAAUGGGCUAAGUGUUCCCUCCAUCCCUGUGCAGCUGAAUGGAUCUACCAGCGUCAGCUCUGCACUGGCAGGCAUGGCCUCCAUCUUGAUGUCGGCAGUGGGUCUCGGCGUGCACUUCACCAAUGCCCCCCUCCCUCAGCAGCAGCAUCUGCAGCAACAUCUCCAUCAGCAGCAGCAGCAGCAUCCUGCUCCUCUUUCUCUUCCUCCGCCUCCUCCUCUUCUACCUCCUCCCCCUCCUCUCCUCCCAUCAGCCAGCAGAGGCAGCAAACCCCUCAGCAGCAGCAACAGCAGCAGCAGCAGCAGCAGUUCAGUUAGGAGAGCAAAGAGGCAGCACAGGAGAGCCUCGGCUCAGAAACCCGAGGAGGUGAUUCGUCGUUACGUGGAGGUGGUGGCUGCCGUGCCUGAUGAGGACUGUAUUAUCUGCAUGGAUCAGUUGUCUAAUCCAUCCGGCUACGACACCGUGUCCACAGAGGACGGAGGCCAGAGCAUCCUGCCUGACACUGUGGGGAAGUUCAUCAAAUGUGGACACACCCUGCACAUGCUCUGCAUGCUGGCCAUGUACAACAAUGGCACCAAGGACGGCAGCUUGCAGUGUCCCUCGUGUAAGACAAUCUACGGAGAGAAGACGGGCACUCAGCCCAAAGGAAAGAUGGAAAUUUACAGCAUCGGCCAGUCGCUGCCCGGCCAUCCAGACUGUGGAACCAUCCAGAUCAUCUACAGCAUUCCUCCUGGAAUACAGGGUCCAGAGCAUCCGAACCCAGGGCAGCCAUUCACCUGCAGAGGUUUCCCAAGAUUCUGUUUCCUUCCAGACAGUGACAAAGGCAGGAAGGUUCUGGAACUUCUGAAGGGGGCGGGGAUGCGUCGGCUCAUCUUCCCUGAAGGAAAGCUAAAAUAA
Molecule: messenger RNA, 2103 nt
Organism: Cynoglossus semilaevis (tongue sole)
Lineage: Eukaryota; Metazoa; Chordata; Actinopteri; Pleuronectiformes; Cynoglossidae
Gene: dtx2
Product: deltex 2, E3 ubiquitin ligase
Exons: 10
Coding region: 316-2103 (595 amino acids)
Biological process (GO): protein ubiquitination; Notch signaling pathway
Molecular function (GO): zinc ion binding
Source: RefSeq, a predicted model, not a curated record